UCUUCCUAGUGAAAGGAAUUGUCAUGUGACGUUGCUGUAUAAAAACCAUCGAAUCUUUCGUUUAAGCCACACUUCGACUCUAGUCCUUACCAUACGUACACCAUGAGAGCCUUUGUAAUUUUUUUGUUGGUCUCGGUGAUCGCGGUUAACGCGGCCACAGUAUCAAAGAAAGUGGAAAAACGAGGUCUACUUACCGGACACCAUGGAUACUCUUCUGGCGGAGUAGCUUCCGGAGUCGUAUACGGAGGACAUGGGGUUGGAUCUCCCGGAGGUUACCUUCCACCUGUACCUUCGGUCGCAAUCAUCAAGAAACCAUAUCCAGUUGUCCCAGCUCCAACUUAUGCUGUUCCGUCUUACGCUCCUGCAGUGCCCGCCCCAACUUAUGGUGUUCCAACGUUAACAGUCGGUCCAAGUUACGCUACUUCCGUUGUACAGCCAGUUCCAUCCGUCGGUGUUCAUGGCCAUGUUCCGGUUUACAAUGGUCACGUUCCAGCUCCAGCUCCAUCCUAUGGUACCCCUAGCUACGCCUCAGCUUCGGUCUAUGGCGUUCCAUCGGUACACCAGCCAGUGUCAGUCGGUUCGGUGUCUUUGGGAGCCGGAAGUCUAUCCCACUCUUAUGGUGUACCAAGCACCAACUUCCAGCCUUUACCCGCUGCUGGAGUCUCGCUUGGCACGGUCAGCUAUCCUAGCAAGACUUACGGUGUCCCAUCAAACGUAGCUGUUGGAACCGGACUCUCCUUGAGUCACCUGACUGUGCCUACUAAAUCUUAUGGUGUACCUGCGGUCCUUCCCGCCGGUGGAUACUCGGAUUUGUCAGUUGGAUCGGUCCAUUUUCCCAGCCCUUCUUAUGGUGUACCAAGCCACGGAGUUCAUGGAGGACAAGACGAUGGGUACUCUUAUCCUGUUCCAUCAAAUAAGUUGCUCGUUUAACUUACAAUUAUUUAGUUAAUAUUCGAAAACAGCUGACUUAAUCAAACGUAGGUCUGAUUAUAUAAUCUCUUUUUUCUAAUAGAAAUUAUUGGAAAAUUAUGAGUAUAUUUAAUACCUGCAAACUAGUGUAAAUAAUUUCUGCCGAGGAUGAAUCUAUGGAAUUAAUCGAGAAAGGUGAAUUUAGACGAAAUUGUAAUAAGUUUUUAUAUGUUUGAAUAAAAAAAUUUCAUCAGUUCUAAUCUAUAUCGUAAUCUUUUAUAACCGUCAAAAAUUCAACUUUUUCUCAGAUUUCUAAAAAAGGGUAAAUCUUUUUUGUAAAUGAAUAAAAAUGUUUGAGUGACGAAGGGGAAGGAGAUCGUUUGGAAAGUUUUAUAAAUUUGACGUAUAUUAAUAUUCCAAAGUUAAGUGAUAA
Molecule: messenger RNA, 1342 nt
Organism: Osmia lignaria (orchard mason bee)
Lineage: Eukaryota; Metazoa; Arthropoda; Insecta; Hymenoptera; Megachilidae
Source: RefSeq, a predicted model, not a curated record